Messenger RNA from Mugil cephalus (flathead mullet), 4823 nucleotides. RefSeq names its product neuralized E3 ubiquitin protein ligase 1Aa (gene neurl1aa). The transcript is spliced from 6 exons. Lineage: Eukaryota; Metazoa; Chordata; Actinopteri; Mugiliformes; Mugilidae. The coding region runs from base 237 to 1961 and encodes 574 amino acids. Gene Ontology annotation, biological process: negative regulation of Notch signaling pathway; nervous system development. Gene Ontology annotation, molecular function: ubiquitin protein ligase activity. The record is from RefSeq and is a predicted model, not a curated record. Gene Ontology annotation, cellular component: postsynaptic density; plasma membrane.
GUGAAUGAGCGGCUGUGGGGGGGUAGGAGGAGGAGGAGGUUGCCUUCACGGAUGUGUGUCCCCUACGCUCACUAGAAGGAGGUGUGCGCGCUCCUCUCCAGUGUUUGCAUCCAUUCGGAGGAGAGUGGGGGAUAGGCUACCUUCGGAUGCGAGCAUGUCACGAGCGCUGGGCCGUACCACGAGAGCAUCUGAGUAAUCCACGCCGGCGAUAAGCGGACACUGGAGGAAUAAAAGAAAUGGGGGGCCAGAUAACGCGAAAUGCCUUCUACGACUCCCUCGGUGGCCCGUUUCCGUCCACAUCGCACCGAUGUCACCACAAACCCAAAAGAUGUCUGCCCAUCCAGUAUGGCAGCGUCGGCGGGCCCCUUCCUAUCAGCCCUCUUCUUUUCCAUCCAAAUGCCAAGGGAUCGCAAAUUGUCAUGGACCUUACCCAGAAGACCGUAAAGAGACAGGCCAGCUUCUGCAAUGCCAUCACCUUCAGCCACAGGCCCAUUGGGCUCUAUGAGCAAGUCCGCCUCAAGAUUACUAAAAAGCAAUGCUGCUGGAGUGGGGCUCUGCGUUUGGGCUUCACCUCCAAAGACCCCUCCAGGAUAAACCCGGACAACCUGCCCAAGUAUGCCUGUCCAGACCUGGUGUCCCAGACCGGCUUCUGGGCAAAGGCACUGCCUGAGGAGUUUGCCAACGAGGGCAAUGUCAUCGCCUUUUGGGUUGACAAGAAAGGCAGGGUUUUCUACCGCAUUAACGAGUCCAGUCCCAUGCUGUUCUUCAGCGGAGUCCGCACAGCUGAGCCCCUCUGGGCCCUCAUUGAUGUUUACGGUCUGACCCGCGGAGUGCAGCUGCUAGACAGCGAGAUCGUUCCUCCGGACUGCCUGCGCCCACGCUCCUUCACAACUGUGCGCUCCUCCUCUCUGCGGCGCGAAGCGGACGACUCCCGGCUGUCCGUCAGCCUGUGCGACCUCAACCUGCAGCAGGAGGACAGGGGCUCAAUGCACAACCACGCCCACCGCCACACCCUCCACCUGGCCUCCGCCUCGUCCUCCACCUGUCCCAUCCCCCAGAACUCCCUCAACUCCCAGCAGUCCUCUCUGCUGCCGUCCUCCCUGGAGAGUGACCUCCACUUCCACCAGCUGCGCGGCGCCCACAUCAAGACGCUGGACGAGCAGACCGUGGCGCGCUCCGAGCACGCACGAGAAGAGCGCACCCUGGUCUUCACCAACCGGCCUCUGCGCACAGGAGAGACCGUUUUCAUCAAAGUCACCAAGUCCAGCCCGGCGCGCUCAGGCUCCUUGUCCUACGGCGUGACCUCCUGUGAUCCAGCUGUGCUGCGCCCCAGCGACCUACCCUACAACCCCGAAGCUCUGGUGGACCGGAAGGAGUUCUGGGCCGUGUGCCGGGUGCCGACACCUCUGCAAAGCAGCGACAUCCUGGGCUUCUUGGUCAACCAGGAAGGAGAGGUCAUCCUCAGCCACAACGGCACCAACGUGGGCAUGCAGGUGUGCGUGGACAACUCCCGACCGCUCUGGAUGUUCUUUGGCCUGCAUGGAGCCGUGACGCAGCUGAAGAUUUUGGGCUCCACUCAUCUCGGGGAUCCGCGGGCCACGUCGAACCCCAGCUCGCCCUCCUCCUCCCCGCACACCCCCAGUGCCCUGGGAAGCGGCAGCUCUGAUCCGGUCCUGAACGGAGGCCUGUGCUCGGCCGCUUACUGCAGCUCAGCGGGAGGAACAAACCCAAGUUCACCGGUCAGCCUCCCCAAGUCCCCCACCUUCCCAUCAGGCCGAGGGCCUUGGUCCGACGAGUGCUCCAUCUGCUACGAGAACGCGGUGGACACAGUCAUCUACGCCUGCGGACACAUGUGUCUGUGCUACACCUGCGGCGUCAAACUGAAGAAGAUGUCCAACGCCUGCUGUCCCAUCUGCAGGAGGCAGAUCAAAGACAUUAUCAAGACCUACCGCAGCACGUAAGGGGACGGAGACGAAUGGGCGGCCUCCCCUUCAUCAUGUAAAAUCCCAGAGUUAAGGAAAGUAAUGUUAAAGUUCAGGGAAUAUGAACUCUGGUACUCUGAUUUGGUAUUUUAAUACAAAUAUGGUUGGCUGGUUCUCCAAUGUGACUUUUUCCAAAGCCAGUACCUUUUUGUUGGGAAGCAGUUGGCACUUGAAGUGGCAGGAAGUUCCACCGAGAACUUCAUCCUUGGCAGAAGUGUUUCCCCCUCUCCGGGUUAUAUGGAAAACCUUGAAAACAGGAGGAAAAACUGAACCAAUUCUAAAAUGAUUUCAUUUAUUGAGCCAUGGUGUGAGGUUUAGGCGCGUUCGCCCAUUUGCAAGCCAGCAAAUGACUCCCUGUGGGGUUGAAUGCCUCGGUAAUAUCUCUCAGACGGAUGACUGAAGGUCUGAAUAAUGUUGUCAGCAGGACUUCUGCUGUUUUAGAAUUGGAUGAUGGGUUAGAUUUUAGAGUUAGCAAAAAAAAAAAAAUUAAAUAAAUGAGAAAAAACGGCAGCAGGUAAUCAUCUCAGUAUGUCACAACUUGUGUCUGUGUGUUACUGAGGGGAGGAGUCAGCGUGGCGUCGCCAUGCUGAAGCGAUGGGUCUGUUGUUGUUGUGGUGGUGAUUAUAAGUGAGUAAUGUGUUUAGACAAGCAAGGCGGUGCUGAGUAUAUUAGGUAGGAUUGUAACACCUCUUGUACUCUUAUAAUCUAAUGUACCUUUAUGGUAGUUCUAUUGCAAUCGUUGGUGGUAGCUAUAUUGUUGUACUAGCUAGCUGCUUGCUCUGCAGUGUGAUAUGUUGCACUGAAAUCAACAUCGUCCUCUCAGAAAUCCCCCCGUCACAGACAGAGAGGAUAAAGACAAUGAAAAACAAUCUACAAACCUGCAGACUCUAAAUUUACGACAGGAACCAAUAAGAUAAAAAAAAUGUGGAUACUCCUCAGGGCCAGCAAGCUUUUAUAUAUGUAUAAUUAUUUUCCCAGAACCUACCUGAAUUAUAUAACCACACCUAACACACUGUGAUCGCUCAUCAUGACCAAUUGACAAGUCCUCAAAAACAGCUCUCACAACAGCACACAAAAUGUCAAAGGAUUGUUGCUGACCGUAUCAGCCCACUGCCUUAACACAGUCACACAGAGCUAAUAGCAAUGUAACAUGUCCUGCGUUUCACAAAACCCCCCGGAUAAACUAACCAAAUAAAUGCUGUUACGUGACACAGAUGGUCACAAAACCUUCACUCAGAGGAGAAAAAAAAAAAAAGCACAAAAAGCUAUUUUUAUAACAGAAGUCCACCACAUUUCCAGUAUUUAACUUAUUAAAUCGUUUAAUAAUCUUAGUGACAGGACUUUCACCAGCAGCACAGAUUAUCUACAGAAAUCAGUUUCGGGGCAGAGGUGUAAAAGAUUUUGAAUAUUUGUAUGAUUCCUGACGUCCCCUAAUGUCAGCAUUAAAUAAGUCCCCCCCACAAAUGUCACCUGUACAUAGAAGAAGUCAAAGGUAAGCCAUAGUUCAUUGUAUUUUUGAAAUUUUUUCAUUUUGUAGAUAACGGGGCUCAAACCAAUGCUGCUACGGCACUAGUCAGCUGACAGUGAUGUUUCACACGUCCCCACCCCCUUCAUCGUUACAGUUUGAUUACGCUACUGCUUGAAGUGUUAAUUCACAUUUGAAUGUUAACUUAUGUAUUUAGAGAGGAAAAUGAUUUUCAUCAGUGUGCUUGGACUGAAAAAAAACAAAAAAAGCCCUUUUUUUAAAAAGAUUGUUUGGAUUGAUUAUUUUGCUUCUAAUGUUCUUUUUUUUCCUCUUUAAUAACAAUUUUUUUGUAAUAGUGAGAAAAACCGAGGGUUUCUCGUACCUUGCAGCGAAGAGAUAUUGCAGUACACAAUCAAAACUUGCUUUGGGGUGUGAGAUAUAAACUCUUGGUUUUAUUACAAUCCCUGAAUGUCAGGUGUUUGUUGUUUUUUUUUUGUAAUUUAUCGUGUGUGCCCAUGUUAGCUACCCACCCUCCCCAUCCCACUGUCUGUCUGUUUGUUUGUGUAGCUCUUAUCAUUAUGUAGUCAGAAAGCCAUCGGCGUAUGGUAAUGAUAAAUGUCACUUUAUAAAGCUACUGAUUGUAAUCCUUUAAAUGUUUAGGCCGGCGUUGCUCUCUGAGAUUCAGCCAUGGUGUGUUCUAUUUUUCGCAGACCAAAAUCCCAAAUGUUUUUAUUAAUUCAUUUUUUUUUUUUUUUUUACAUUAUGUAAAUGUGAUUCCUCUCUAUUCAUUCAUUUGUUUUUGGAUCACAUGAAUUGAUUCGGUUGAAGGUUUCGACCUGUAAAUGAUUUCAUUCACACUUUUUAAUCAAACUAUACCAUUUUCUUAUUAUUUUGUUGUUGUUGUUGUUGUUAUCCACAGGCUCCUUGAAUGUGACUGAACCUGUAAUGUAUUAUUUAUUUGUCCGUCACUGAUGUGUGGACUAAUUCCUGCUAUUCUUGUUUGUUUGCCCUCCUCUCCGCUGCCACUACACCGAUGCAGCUCGCCUGCGUGCGGCCAGUCAGACAUGCGGCGCAUUUACACCGUCUCUCUGUAAAUCCUGUUGUCAUGCAUGACUUUUCUGUUCACCCAGCGUGAACGCCGGGACCAACAGCAGACGAGCACCGGAGCGGAACGCUGUUAGUGUUGCUGUAGAGUGGACUCAGUGGCUGCAGAAACUAUUUAGUGCUCAGUUUGGCCAUUAUUGUGACACAGCAGCUCAAGUAUUUUUGCAUACCUAUAUUUUUCUUUCUUUUUUCAUUUGAAGCAACGAGCAUUUGUUUGUGACCUCUGUUCUGUGUGACUCGGAUGAUUGUGGUUAAUAAACUUUCCAGACGUG